AUGUAUAUGAUGUUGCGUGUGACCGGUUUAGCGGCUAUAGCUACGAUAGCCCAGGCCCACUUCACGUUUGUGCGCAUCUCCGUGAACGGGGAAUGGCAAGAGCCAACACGGUUCAUUCGUAACAAGACCACACCGUUUGAGGAGCCGUACACGCCCAACACAAACUACAACACGCGCAUGUACAAUGACCCGACCUACGCGACAGAUAUCUCGGAGUCGACGCGUUGCGGCCGGGACAACAUGGCCCACGCAGGGGAUACUGAGGUCCUAACCAUUCGUGCGGGCGAUACCAUCGAGUUCGCGCAUCAAAGAUACGAGCCGGCUUUGUGGACGGACGCUAUGUGGUACAACUGCACCGACGGACGGGGUAGUUGCAACCCAAACCAGGUCAAUGGCAUAAUGGAUAUCAAUCACCAAGGGCCCGUUAUCGCACAUUUGUCGAGAGUACCCGACGGGGUCGAUGUGAAGGAGUACGACGGCUCGGGAGAGUGGGUCAAGAUCUACACCCUAGGCAUGGAGUGGUGGGCGAACCAGACAAAUCCGGUUCACUGGCUUGCCUAUAAUGACCAGAAGUGGCCCGAGAAGUUCAUUUUCAAGGUCCCGGCUCAGACACCAGCUGGGCAGUAUCUGUUGCGUAUAGACGAGGUUAAUACUGGUCUCGAAGAGCACAACGAAGUCUUCAACUCCUCUUCACCAGGACAGUUAUAUCCUAGCUGUGCGCAGAUCCAGAUUGAAAGCGGCUUUGGUGGAAACGUGCCGGAGGGGAUCAAGAUCCCCGAGGCGUUUUCACAUGCAUCGCCAGGAAUGGCCAUCACACUCGCCAUGUAUAGGGACACGGACGUUGAUGCCGCAUAUGUCUAUCCCGGUGGUCCUCUAUGGGAUGGAGAGAAUUUGGUACAAGACAGACCCACCGUUGUGGAUGCAUCACGGUCAAAAUAG
Molecule: messenger RNA, 939 nt
Organism: Truncatella angustata
Lineage: Eukaryota; Fungi; Ascomycota; Sordariomycetes; Amphisphaeriales; Sporocadaceae
Product: glycoside hydrolase
Exons: 6
Coding region: 1-939 (312 amino acids)
Source: RefSeq, a predicted model, not a curated record